CGUCUCGAAAUCGGGGGAAAAAUUCUCAGUAUUAUAGUGUAGAGUUGGAGACCGAGAGAGACCAUAAACGGCCCAAAAUGAAGGGCCAGACGAGUGCUUUGAGGAAUCUUCGCCAGAAAUGCGGCGGCAGUUGCACCAGUGACGAUGACCUGCCGGAGGUGAAGAUAACCAAUCCAUCGCCACUCAUGGGAGUGCAGUUCAUACGCAGUCGCUUGAGGCCAACGAAGUCCCAGAAGGGCAUCUACUACAGCACGGACUGGGAGAAAUCGGCGCUGGUCAGUAAUUUCCAGAAAAGGGGCUGGCUGCAGGUGCCGUCCUUCAAUGGCGAAUGGAACUUCUACUGGGCCUGUACCCAGAAUUGCCGCUACAUUUUCGGCAUCGAUCAUCCGUAUCGCAUGCGAUCGGAUCAAGUCAUUAACCACUUUCCAAACUCCGUGGAGCUGUCGCGCAAGGAUCUGCUGAUCAAGAACAUCAAGCGGUACCGCAAGGAUCUGGAACGACGUGGCGAUCCGCUGGCCCAGAGCCAUCCGCCAGACACGAAACUCGGAGUAGGUGGGACCCGGUACAAGCACCUGGACAUCAUACCCAUGACCUUUGUCCUGCCCUCCGACUACCAGAUGUUCGUCGAGGUCUUCCAUCGCAAUCCGGCGAGCACGUGGAUCGUCAAGCCGUGCAGCAAAUCACAGGGCGUGGGCAUCUAUCUGGUGAACAAGCUGUCCAAGCUGAAGAAGUACGCCUACGAUGCGCGCACCUUCUAUCCGCAGAUCAAUAGGGACACCUGCGUCAUCUCCAAGUACAUCGACAAUCCGCUGCUCAUCGGCGGCAAGAAAUUCGAUCUGCGACUCUUCGUCCUGGUGACCACCUUCAAUCCGCUGAAGGCGUAUCUCUACAAGGAGGGCUUCUGCCGCUUCUGCACCGAGAAGUACGACCACACCGAGAUCGACAAUGUCUUUAUGCACCUCACCAAUGUUAGCAUACAAAAAACGAACCAAGAGUACAACUCGAUCCAUGGUGGCAAGUGGCCCUUGCAGAAUCUGUGGCUCUAUUUGGACAGCCUGCGGGGCGAGGGCAUUUCGGAGAUGCUGUGGAGCCGCAUCACCGACACCAUCCGUCACUCCCUGGACGCAGUGGCUCCGGUGAUGGCCAACGAUCGGCACUGUUUCGAGGUCUACGGCUAUGACAUCAUCAUCGACAAUAACCUGAAGCCCUGGCUGAUCGAGAUCAAUACGUCGCCAUCGAUGCACUCGACCACCACGAACGAUCGCAUGCUCAAGUCGCGGCUAAUAGACAACGUCCUGGACGUGGUGGUGCCGCCAAAUAGUUUGCCAGAUGAGCACUGGGACAAGACGCCCAGUCCGGAGCUCCUGAAGAACUUCACCGUGCUGCAGCCCAUUCCGGCGUCAAAGCCGCCAGCGGAGGAGCUCGUGCGACGCAAGGGCAGAUCGCCCAGGAAAAGAAAGACCAAAUCCCUCCCAGCCGCCGGCUCAUCCACUCCACCGCCCGCCGAAGGAGAGUCCAAGAUAAGAAAGAGCACCAAGGCAGUGAAGAGAUGA
Molecule: messenger RNA, 1553 nt
Organism: Drosophila takahashii
Lineage: Eukaryota; Metazoa; Arthropoda; Insecta; Diptera; Drosophilidae
Gene: TTLL1A
Product: Tubulin tyrosine ligase-like 1A
Biological process (GO): microtubule cytoskeleton organization; protein polyglutamylation
Cellular component (GO): cilium
Molecular function (GO): tubulin binding; tubulin-glutamic acid ligase activity
Source: RefSeq, a predicted model, not a curated record